Macrosiphum euphorbiae (potato aphid) is the source of this 1050-nucleotide messenger RNA. The record is from the annotation of a GenBank genome assembly. Lineage: Eukaryota; Metazoa; Arthropoda; Insecta; Hemiptera; Aphididae.
AUGGCAGACGUAGAAUACCAGUUCACAACCACCGAGAGAAAAGUCAGGAAAAGCAAAAAAACCACUUCGUCAAAUAAGAGGAGAGAGAGCAACGAUCAGGGCGAAGUUACCAUCACUGAACUGGAUAAAGAAAACGUGUAUCCAUUGGAAAAUGGUCACGAUGACAAGAGUGGAGAAUACACCAAGGCUAUGAACAAGGACUGGCAUUCCGGUCACUUCUGUUGCUGGCAAUGUGACGAAUCGUUAACAGGACAGAGAUAUGUUCUCAGAGACGAUCAUCCAUAUUGCAUCAAAUGCUACGAAUCUGUGUUCGCCAACCCGUGCGACGAAUGCGACAAGACCAUCGGAAUCGACUCUAAAGAUUUGUCGUACAAGGAUAAACAUUGGCACGAAGCUUGUUUCUUGUGCAGCAAAUGUCGCGUCUCGUUGGUGGACAAACAGUUUGGAUCAAAAGUGGAAAAAAUCUAUUGCGGAAAUUGCUACGACACUCAAUUUGCUGCUAGAUGCGACGGCUGUGGAGAUAUAUUCCGCGCAGGAACGAAAAAGAUGGAGUACAAGACCAGACAGUGGCACGAGAAAUGUUUCAGCUGCGUUGUGUGCAAGUCGGCCAUCGGCACCAAGAGCUUUAUACCAAGGGAACAGGAAGUUUACUGCGCCACUUGCUACGAGGAAAAGUUCUCUACCCGCUGCGUUAAGUGUGACAAGAUUAUCACUAGUGGCGGAGUGACAUAUAAAAACGAACCUUGGCACAGGGAAUGCUUCACUUGUAGCCAUUGCAGCACGUCGCUGGCUGGACAGCGUUUCACGUCCAGAGACGAAAAGCCGUUCUGUGGAGAUUGUUUCGGAGAGUUGUUCGCCAAAAGAUGCACUUCAUGUGUAAAACCGAUUACAGGAAUCGGCGGCACUAGAUUCAUCUCGUUCGAGGAUCGCCACUGGCACAACGAUUGUUUCAUCUGCGCCGCCUGCAAGACCUCACUGGUCGGCAGGGGCUUCAUCACCGACGCAGAAGACAUCAUUUGCCCGGAAUGCGCCAAGCAGAAGCUUAUGUAA